Puma concolor (puma) is the source of this 1149-nucleotide messenger RNA. NCBI's taxonomy places the organism in Eukaryota, Metazoa, Chordata, Mammalia, Carnivora, Felidae. The record is from RefSeq and is a predicted model, not a curated record.
AUGGCCGAGGAGCGCCGAGGAUCCUGGUUCGGCUUCGGUUUCUGCGGCUUCGGGCAGGCGCUGGGCUCCGGGCGCGGGCGCCAGGUGCACAGCCCCGAGCCGCUGCAGACCCCGGGCGAGGGCGAGGGCGCGGACGUCUGCCGCGUGAGCGCGAGCUGGAGCUACACCGCCUUCGUGACCCGUGGAGGCCGGCUGGAGCUGUCGGGCUCCGCGGGCUGCGCGGCGGGCGGCUGCAGGGACGCGUGGGCCUCGGAGGCGCUCCUCGUGGUGCUGCGCGCCGGGCCGGGACGCGGGUCCGGGACGGAGCUGCAGGCCUGGGCGCCGGGUUCGGCGCUGAGCGGAGAGCCCCUGUGGGCCCACAGCGUGGGGCCGGAGGCCGAGGGGGAAGACGCACCGGGCGGUGAGCCCCAGGCCGGGGCCCUGCCCCUGUUGCCCUGCGGGCGGGCCUACGUGAGUCCGCGGCCGCCCUUCUACAGCCCUCUGGCCCCCGAGCUGCGGGCGCGCCGGCUGGAGCUGGGCGCCGAGCACGCGUUGCUGCUGGACGAGGCGGGCCAGGUGUUCUCCUGGGGCCAGGGCCGGCAUGGACAGCUGGGCCACGGGACUCUGGAGGCCGAGCUGGAGCCGAGGCCGCUGGAGGCGCUGCAGGGCGUACCCAUGGCUGAGGUGGCUGCAGGGGGCUGGCACUCCGUGUGUGUGAGUGAGACUGGCGAUAUUUAUAUCUGGGGCUGGAACGAAUCCGGACAGCUGGCCCUGCCCAGCAGGAGCCUGGCAGAAGUUGGCAAGACCGCUGCAGGGGAAGCCAGUGGACUGAAGGAAGACGGUUGUGACGUGAGGACAGCCGAGGGUGAGAGUGGAGGCCUGGCCCCCUUCAUAGCCAUCCAGCCCUUCCCCGCUUUACUGGAUCUCCCCCCGGGCACAGAUGCAGUCAAGGCCAGCUGUGGAUCCCGGCACACAGCGGUGGUGACCAGAACGGGGGAGCUCUACACCUGGGGCUGGGGUAAAUACGGACAGCUUGGCCACAAGGACACGAGCAGCUUGGAUCGGCCCCGCCGAGUGGAGUAUUUCGUAGACAAGCGGCUCCAGGUAAGGGCUGUGAGCUGUGGGCCCUGGAACACCUACGUGUAUGCUGUGGAGAAAGCGGAGGGCUGA